AUGUCCUCUCCACCCUGGGACUACAUCGCGAAGCUCGUCUGCAUAGGCGACUCGGGUUGCGGCAAAUCCUCCCUGACCAUCCGCCUCUGCGAGGGCCGCUUCGUUACCCAUCACGACGUCACCAUUGGCGUUGAAUUCGGGUCACGUAUCGUUCCCGUCGGUCCGCCCUACUCGAACUCCUCCGAAUCCCCCCUCAACAACAGCAGCAGCUCAACCACCGAUGACGGUAACAACAGUAGCACAACCGCCGGCGGGCUGCCCGAGCCCAGGAUAGUACCAGCCGAAAAGCCCGGCGAGGCGCCGCCACACCCGCAGCAGAAACACAUGAAGCUGUCUCUGUGGGACACAGCCGGGCAGGAGACCUACAAAUCCGUCACGCGGUCAUACUUCCGGGGUGCCUCGGGCGCCCUGCUCGUCUUUGACCUAACGCGCCGCUCGACCUUCGAGCACGUCACCGAUUGGCUCAACGACCUACGGCAGAUCGCCGAACCAGACAUCGUCGUCGUCCUAGUCGGUAACAAAGCCGACCUCGCUAACGCCGAACCCCCCUCAGCCGACAACAACUCUACGCAAUCGCCCUCACAACCCCCCUCCUACCCUUACUCUCCCCACCAAAAGAAAGGGGUCAUCGGCCCCCCUCCGCGCCGUGAAGUCACGCGCGCCGAAGCCGAGGACUGGGCCCGCCGCAACGGCGUACUGGAAUACGUCGAAACGAGCGCCAAGAGCGGCGAGAACGUCGAGAAGGCCUUCAUGCGCGUGGCCGAGAAAAUCUUCCAGAACAUACAGGCCGGGAAAUACGAUUUGAAUGACCGGCGCUCGGGGGUCAAAGGGGCGCAUGCCCUGCAGGCUGGGGGUACAUCAGGAUCGGGACCGGGGAGAGGGGGAGGAGGGGGGUCGGUGAAGUUGACCGGGGGGAAUGCGAAGGGGGUGGCGGGGGGGUGUUGUUGA
Messenger RNA from Thermochaetoides thermophila DSM 1495, 948 nucleotides. RefSeq lists its product as uncharacterized. Lineage: Eukaryota; Fungi; Ascomycota; Sordariomycetes; Sordariales; Chaetomiaceae. Gene Ontology annotation, molecular function: GTPase activity; GTP binding. Gene Ontology annotation, cellular component: endosome. The record is from RefSeq and is a predicted model, not a curated record. Bases 1 to 948 code for a protein of 315 amino acids. The transcript has a single exon. Gene Ontology annotation, biological process: regulation of endocytosis.